Tetranychus urticae (two-spotted spider mite) is the source of this 1408-nucleotide messenger RNA. RefSeq names its product cytidine deaminase. The record is from RefSeq and is a predicted model, not a curated record. Lineage: Eukaryota; Metazoa; Arthropoda; Arachnida; Trombidiformes; Tetranychidae. Gene Ontology annotation, cellular component: cytosol. Gene Ontology annotation, molecular function: cytidine deaminase activity; zinc ion binding.
UUUGAACCAUUUAUUUUUAAGUGAAACAAUCUAAUUUAAUUUAUGGAAUUAUUUUCGAUGUAAAAACAGAAUUGGCUCCAUUCCAACAGAAUGGGUAAAUAUUAUGUUCCUUUCCAAGUCAUUUGCGCUUGGACAAAAUCACCUGAUAAACAUGGUAAUCACCUAAUUUAAUUUCAAGACUUGUAAAUUGCUAUCCAGUUAAUUUGCUGAAUGAUUAUCAAAAAGCGAAGAUGUUACUGUUUAAAUAACAUGAGACAAUAAAGAUAAAAUCCUCAACAUAUGAUAAAAUCGAGACCGUAUCCAAGCAACAGUUUUAGCUUUUAACGAGAUUCUUCUGCUGAACCUUACCGAUUUGUACAGACUUUUUAUAUGAAUUUUUGUGAAUAAGAAUUUUAAUAAGAAUUGCUCGUGGAUAAUAGAGUGAUUACUAUUACGGUCUGUGAUUAGAUUUCAAGUUGAUAGCUAUCAGUUUGUGGUGAUUUUCAUCUUUUAGUAUAUUUUUUAUCUUACCAAGGAAAUCAAGGAUCAUAGCCCUUGGUUUUGGCUAGUGUUGAUUGUUAUGGGAUUACCUUUAUCAUCAUCUUGAUUUCUGAUUAAUAAUCUUCCAAUACUAAUUGAAAACCUGCCAUCUUUGCCCUUAUUCAUCUUAUGGUUAUCUUUUAACUGAUUUGUAUCAACUUGACUAUUGAUUUUAGUAUCAAUUAUUAACCUGCCUUUCGGUAUCGUUUUAUUGACCAUUGACGCUUUUGGUCUGGAUUCUAUACAAAUUAUAAGCACAAGAAGUCUACAAGUAUCUCAAACUCUAAAAUGGCCACAGAUGAUCUGAGUGAAGACCAAAAGAGCGAACUUUUCAAAUUGGCCAAAGAUGCGUCAAAAUUAUCGUACUCACCUUACAGUCGAUUCCCAGUUGGGUGUGCAAUUUUAACCGCAGAGGGUCAAAUAAUCACCGGUUGUAAUGUUGAGAAUAGUUCAUUUGGUUUAACAAUUUGCGCUGAACGAACGACAAUUUGUAAAGCAAUUUCAGAAGGUAAAAAACAGUUUAAAGCGAUUGCCGUUCAUGCUCCUGCUGGUGGCCUCACAUAUCCUUGUGGCGCUUGUCGUCAAUUUAUUUAUGAGUUUGGACCUACAAUUUGGAUUUAUGUUGUCGAUCAAGAAGAUAAAUAUACAAAAUCAAUGAUCAAGGAGCUUUUACCAAACGGGUUUAUGUUGUCUGAUCAUAUCAAAUAAUUGUUCAGACAAUCAUUCAUUUUUCAAGAACCAUGCAGCUGUUCGAAUUCGAGCUUUUCUGGAUAAAUUAUGAAAAUGCAGUAACGAGUAGUUGACUUUUGCCAAAAGUAGAUUAGUAUUACUUGUCUCAAAUUGUAUUAAUUUAUAUAAAAUAAUAAACACUUGUAUUUAUAUAUUGCUA